AUGAGGAGAGAAGAAUUCCGUCCUGCAUUCCAGAAGCUUGGGGAGUUAAUGUGCAUUCUAGAGAAAGCUUUGCAUUUAAUUCUCACUGCUACACCGAAAUCAAUUGCAAGUCUAUCUAAACAGCUGAAUUUGAAAAAUCCACUUGUUAUCAGUGAGAAUGUGGACCGUCCAAAGAUAUUUAUAGACUUUAGAACCAGAUUGCCAAACUUUCAUAAAUUUGACAAAUUUGAUGACUUGAUACAACCAGUGGCAACAGAAUUGCUGGAAAAAGGAGUUCAUUUUCCAGUAACCAUAAUGUAUGUGGAAAGUUUGGAAGCAUUGUCCUAUUUUUAUCAGUUUCUUUCGUAUAAACUUAAGGGUGCCAGCUAUGAUGGUGAGGAAAUUCCACAGAAUAGAAUAUAUGCCCAAUACCACAAAGAUUAUGCAGAGUCCAUGAAGAAAAUCACUAUUCAAGAACUGACUAAAGAAACCCCUAAAGUCAGAUUAGUUUUGGCAACUGUUGCACUGGGAAUGGGGCUUAAUGCUCCAAGUGUUUCACGUAUCAUUCAUUGCAGGCCCCCAACAACCCUGGAGAAAUACCUACAAGAAAUCGGUCGUGCUGGACGUGUUGGACAACCGUCAGUGGACCAAAGGAAAAAUUUUGCCCCAUUUGUGGCAGAAAAUGACUCGUCGUUACUGACUGUAUAUAUGAUUUCUCCCGUCAAGUGUAAUUUUAAGCAACUCGCUGCAUCUAGUCACAUACACAUCAUUCUUGUGGAUUCUGUUGCUGUAUAA
Molecule: messenger RNA, 774 nt
Organism: Pecten maximus
Lineage: Eukaryota; Metazoa; Mollusca; Bivalvia; Pectinida; Pectinidae
Product: Werner syndrome ATP-dependent helicase homolog
Exons: 3
Coding region: 1-774 (257 amino acids)
Biological process (GO): double-strand break repair via homologous recombination
Cellular component (GO): nucleus; cytoplasm; chromosome
Molecular function (GO): four-way junction helicase activity; 3'-5' DNA helicase activity
Source: RefSeq, a predicted model, not a curated record